AUGCCGGUCGUGAAGGGUGGCGUUUGGACUAACGUCGAGGAUGAAAUCCUCAAGGCCUCGGUUUCCAAAUACGGACUCAAUCAAUGGGCACGUGUGUCCUCCCUUCUUGCACGAAAGACUCCGAAGCAGUGCAAGGCAAGAUGGCUAGAAUGGCUGGAUCCCGGUAUUCGCAAGAUCGAAUGGAGCAAAGAAGAGGAUGAGAAACUUCUGCAUCUUGCAAAGUUGAUGCCGACACAAUGGAGAACAAUCGCCCCUCUUGUCGGCAGAACCGCUACUCAAUGUCUUGAACGAUACCAAAAGUUGCUCGACGAUGCAGAGGCUAGGGAGAAUGAGGAGCUGGGACUUGGAGGCCCGGAUGGCGCCGAAACAUUGGCACCUACGGCCGACCAGGUCAGAAAACUCCGUCCCGGAGAGAUGGACCCUGAUCCGGAGACGAAGCCUGCUCGGCCCGAUGCAAUUGAUAUGGACGAGGAUGAGAAAGAGAUGUUGAGCGAAGCACGUGCCCGUCUUGCCAAUACCCAGGGUAAAAAGGCAAAGCGGAAGGCAAGAGAACGACAAUUAGAGGCAUCACGACGACUAGCGGUUUUACAAAAGCGACGUGAGCUAAAACAUGCCGGUAUCAACAUCAAACUCACCAAUAGGAAGAAGGGUCAGAUGGAUUACAAUGCCGACAUUCCAUUCGAGAAGAAGGCAGCCGCUGGAUUCUACGACACAUCAGAAGAACAAGCAAGAAACGAGAGAACCCUACAAGCUUUUGAUCCGAGAAAGGCAGUCGUGCAAUCAAAGAGAAAGGGUGAUCAAGAUGAUGAUAAUGACCCAAAGCGUAGGAAGAAAGGACAGAAUGCCGAUGUUCAGGCUGCGAAAAAGGUCGCCCAGCUUCAGCGGAUCCGGGAGGCAGAGCAAAUGAGUAAACGCCGACAACUAGUGCUACCGAUGCCACAAGUUGGAGAUGCCGAGCUAGAGGAUAUUGUUAAAAUGGGCAUCGCCGGUGCAAACGCCAAUAAGUUGGCCUCGUCAAGCGAAAAUGAAUCGACGAAAGGGUUGGUUGGUGACUACACCAACGUUAUCAACAGCGGCAUGCCGAUUAGGACCCCAAGAGCUCCCCCGCAGGAAGAUCACAUUGCGAAUGAGAUUCGCAAUAUCAGGGCUCUAACCGAAACCCAAUCAUCUCUCUUAGGUGGUGAAAAUACCCCUCUGCAUGAGGGUAAAGGGACCACGGGCUUUGAAGGCAUGACACCAAGGAGGUCGGCCAUCGUUACUCCCAAUCCCAUGGCGACGCCAAUGCGGCCAGGCAUGCCCGGAGCUACACCUCUUCAUUCUGGACUCCCUGGUCAGACUCCCCUGCGUACUCCCAGAGACAAUCUUGCGAUCAAUGCCAAUGGAAUGGGCGGGUUUGUUAGUGAAACUCCCCGUGAACAAAAAAUGAGACUUACAUCUCUAAAAUCCCAACUUCAGGCAGGAUUUUCAAACCUGCCUAAACCUAAAGAAGAGAAAUGGGAAUUUGAGAUUGAUGAUCCAGAUGCGGAAGGGGAGGCAGUGACUGAAGUUAUAGAGGAGGAUUCUGAGGAGCGUGAUAAGCGAUUAAAGGCUAUCAGGGAGGCACAAGAGAGACUUGAGUUUGCUAGAAGAACUCAAGUGGUACAACGUGGUCUGCCCCGUCCCACUGUGCUUGACAUAGAUGCUUUGUACGAGGCUUUCUCCACUAGUGGGGCUUCGCCGGAGGACCUUAUCCAGAACGAGAUGUCUCUCUUAAUUGCGUCAGAUGCCUUGAAAUUCCCAGUACAGGGAGGGAAGGUUACUGGUGUUCCAAAACCUCUGAGCGAGGUAGAGGAUGAGCAUGUCAAGAAAGCGCGGCUGGAGAUUCUGGUAGAGCUGCCGGCCGAUGUCUUGAAGACGAUGAACAAGACUUAUGAAAACGGGUGGGAGAACGCGUAUUGGUCCGGUGGGCUCCCCGGUUUGGAUGGGUAUGGCGAUGAUGAAGAGGUGGACAAAAAGAAUGUCAUGAAAACCAUAUUUGAUGCUGUUCAAUCGAACCUCAUCAAGAACGCCGAGGCCGGUAACAAGCUAGAAAAGAAACUCGGUUUAACUCUGGGCGGUUACCAGAAACGUCAGCAGAUUCUCGCACAGAAGAUUACAGAGGCAUAUAGUGCUGUCCUAGAUGCAAAGAACAAACUUGACAGCUUUAAGACUCUGGCAAUUUCAGAAGAAGAUGCCAUUCCAAGGCGACUAGAUACCCUGAGAUCAGAGGUUGAGUUUGUCCAGAAACGCGAAAUGGAGGCACAAAUGAUGUAUAAGACAAGGAGGGAGGAAUCGGAGGGCUUAGCAGCUGUCAACGGGGCUGCAUAA
Orbilia oligospora ATCC 24927 is the source of this 2346-nucleotide messenger RNA. RefSeq lists its product as uncharacterized. The record is from RefSeq and is a predicted model, not a curated record. NCBI's taxonomy places the organism in Eukaryota, Fungi, Ascomycota, Orbiliomycetes, Orbiliales, Orbiliaceae. The coding region runs from base 1 to 2346 and encodes 781 amino acids. Gene Ontology annotation, biological process: mRNA splicing, via spliceosome. The transcript is spliced from 5 exons. Gene Ontology annotation, cellular component: spliceosomal complex; Prp19 complex.